This is a messenger RNA of Darwinula stevensoni, 375 nucleotides long. The record is from the annotation of a GenBank genome assembly. NCBI's taxonomy places the organism in Eukaryota, Metazoa, Arthropoda, Ostracoda, Podocopida, Darwinulidae.
AUGGAUAUGGGGAAACGAGCACCAGCGAAGCUCCUACCCCGCAGUUGGUAUGAAGUGGAUGCAAUCCAAAUCCUCAAGAGCUAUGUUGAAGUGGAACUCCAGAUACACCCUAUCAAGCUUGCCAUGACUUAUAUCAUCAUUGGUCGAAUCCUCAAGCUUCCAUCCUUUAUGCUAGAGAAAAGCCUAAUGCAAGUGGACGACGCCCUGCUAAGGAUUACUCAGACACGAGCGGACUUUUCAUCAAGGCUCAGAGCAGUGUCAUCGAAUCAGAACCUGAUUAUGAAUGCAGAUGGCGUGGUCGUAUACUCCAUGAACAACUGGAAAUCCAAAAAGCACUCAACUCCCUGUGAACCUGGGCAGCUGAGGCAUAGCUGA